Molecule: messenger RNA, 694 nt
Organism: Gamsiella multidivaricata
Lineage: Eukaryota; Fungi; Mortierellomycota; Mortierellomycetes; Mortierellales; Mortierellaceae
Exons: 2
Coding region: 139-663 (174 amino acids)
Source: RefSeq, a predicted model, not a curated record
CAACUUCUACCCUUCAUUCAUCUUGCUCGCCAUCAUUCAUCGAUCAAACUCCGAGCACUCAUUCCUCAAGUUCCACUCGCGAGAUCCAUUCGUCUGAACGUUGUUUCAUCGUACUUUCAAUCUAUUUCUUCCUCAACAAUGUGCCACCGAGUUAUCUGCCACGACUGUGGCAAAUAUACAUGGGAAGGAUGCGGACUUCAUAUUGCGCAGGCACUCGCAGGUUUGUCGCUCGAACAAAUCUGUUCCUGCGACGAUGACCAUGACAGUGAGCACUCCUGGGCCACAAUCACCUCUCCAACAUCCAAGCGAUUUAUUCCACGUUAUCCACUUCCUUAUCAGACAUCCAGCGAUCAGGCGGGUGCAUCAUCUUCUGCGACAGGGGCAACAACGUCAACAUCAUGUGAUACUGUCCACAGCCCAUCAGAACCCUGCCCCAACCCUUCACCAGUUGAGUAUAAGCUGUCCAAAAUCUCCACAACAUCGGCAGCAGAGGCAGCAAUGCGAAAAGCGCAGCAGGCGGCCGCAUUAGAGGAACUCAGGAGGAGAAAAGAGCAGAAGGAAAAAGAAAUCAAGACCACGAAUCAGGACGCGCUCGAACGACUACUGCAGGGCUUAUCACAGGUUACAGAGAACACUGCCGACGAGGUCAAUCCUGAAAGCUGAUGAACGGGAGAGAAGGCCGUACUUUUUUUUC